Molecule: messenger RNA, 1808 nt
Organism: Amphiprion ocellaris (clown anemonefish)
Lineage: Eukaryota; Metazoa; Chordata; Actinopteri; Pomacentridae
Gene: ankrd39
Product: ankyrin repeat domain 39
Exons: 4
Coding region: 250-795 (181 amino acids)
Molecular function (GO): protein binding
Source: RefSeq, a predicted model, not a curated record
ACGUCUGGGGGUCCGGUGUCAACGCUUAGCCAACCUCAAGUUUUUCGUGAUUUUCUUCUGAAAAACAGCCGCUGACUGCGUUUUUUGAGCUUGAAUAUGAAUUCUAAGAUGACAUAUCUUCUAGCCUCGUCUUGAAUGAAGCAUUUAUUGGGUCACUGAGUUAUUAUUUGAGCUCGUUGUUUGGAAGCUAGUCCUGUUAGUGAGGGUAUAGCAGCACAAAGUUGUCGAGCACCGUUGCCAUUUAACACAAUGUCUGACAGACAGCAGUGCUCGUGUUGCUCCCAUCCAGUCUCCUCUCCCAGCGUUUGCCAGACGCUGAAUGAAAUGGACUUUGAACGAGGUAUCUGGUCUGCUGCAAUGGAUGGAGACUUGGAGAGAGUAAAAUCCUUGGUCCAGAAGGGGACAGACGUUAACCUCAGAGAUUCAGCAGGAUACACAGCUCUUCACUAUGGCAGUCGCAGUGGUCAUCUUGCUGUAUGCAGAUUUCUUCUUGAGAAUGGUGCCUGUGCAUCUCCACAGACACCAGGAGGUGCCACACCCCUCCACCGAUCAGCUUACUGCGGUCAUCUGGACGUAGUUCGACUCCUUCUGCAGCACAGAGCUGAUCCAGCGCUGUGUGACGACGACGGUGCAUCCCCUUUACAUAAGGCUGCAGAACAGGGGCAUGAAGAGGUGUGUCAGCUGCUUCUUGAGCGAUGUCCAGCACUCUGCAGCCAGGUGAACAAGAGGAUGCAGCUUCCCUACCAGCUGGCACAGCAGGGAGGCCUACAGGAGCUCUUAAAACCCCCUCGAUGAUGACAGACACACUGCAAUAGGGGCAUGCUGUGUUUCUAAGAUCACAAAAAUGACACACACUGAAAAGAUGCUAGGUGAUGUCUGUUUAAGUCAGGAUUACACUCAUCUUGACCUGGAUUCACCACAUGGGGGCAGGAAGAGCCACUAAAUGUAACAAAGUAAACAUGACGUUGCUUUUUCUGGCUUCAUUUGAUUAACACCAUCAUGUUUUAGUUUUCCAGUAUACCGCUUUUGUAAUAAUUACAUCUCGUAAGCUACAGAAAAGUGUAGUUUUUGAUACUGCUGUCACAUAACACCAGUGUGCAACAGCUGUCAAUGCUGCGCUCCUGUUAGGGAACAAAUGACUAAUAAUUUAGAUAAAUGAGUCAGUGAUGGAAACUCUUCGCACAUCUACCUUUGUGUUAUGGGAAGGUACAAAUGAGAUGUUGGAAUUGGGUGCUGACUGUUGACAAGCGAUAAAGAAGUGGACAGAUGUGACUAAUCAGCAGGAACAAUCACAUGAAUGUUUUCACCUCAUCAUGUGAUGUGACUGAAUACUCAGGUAUUGAUAAUUUGAAGGUGUACUAGACUUAAAUGUGAAUUUGUUGAUAAUUUCAUUGUGGUAAAAUUCCUUUAAUACAAGAGUAGAGCGUGCAUACGAUUUAACUACUGACACAGGCAGACAGGGACAGCAUUUGAGUUUAAAAGGCUGAUGUUUCUCUGAAAUGGUUGCACUCAAAGGCACUAUGUGAAGAAUUUGAAAUAAGCUGACAUUAAAAGAGCAGGAAGCAAAAACAAUAAUGCCAUCACAAUGCUGUGAAAGACGCAAUCAUGACAUAUAAAUUUUGCACAAAGUGCAACAUUUUGAGUCAGAAAGCUCCUAGUGCAUCUUAGAAGCUCUGUUUAAGUGGUGCAGGGUGAUGGGUUGGAGGCACAUACUGAAUUUAUGCCCUGCACUGCAGCAUUAAUGGUUGUUUUCUCUGAACAUGUGAUAUGUUUGAUACGACAGUUUGUAUUAAAGCUGGAGGCCAGCA